Naegleria gruberi is the source of this 683-nucleotide messenger RNA. RefSeq lists its product as uncharacterized. The record is from RefSeq and is a predicted model, not a curated record. Bases 1 to 639 code for a protein of 212 amino acids. Gene Ontology annotation, molecular function: GTP binding. Lineage: Eukaryota; Heterolobosea; Eutetramitea; Acrasida; Naegleriidae. The transcript has a single exon.
AUGUCUUUAACAACUCUCCCAAACCUUCCUCUCAAAAUUCUUGUGGUUGGUGAUCCACAUUCAGGUAAAUCAUCCUUCAUCAACACUCUCCUCAAAUUUUUCAAUCCAAAUAUCAUGGUUGAAACAUGUGAUGUUGGAAGAAAGGCAGAAGUUGGUACCUUACUUUACGAAAGUGUUCCAGUUUCGUCUGCCAACUUGUUGUUGUUUGAUUCUGCUGGUAAACCAUUCGAAAAUCCAGACGACUUGAAUACCUUAAAAUUAAUCUUGCAAGGAAUCAAGACCGGAACUAAUUUAGUGGAAAAUUACUUGACAAACAAGAUUGACCUCGAUAAUAGAAUUGACGCAGUUAUUUUUGUUUGUAGAGCUUGUGAAUGGAAUUCUGUUUCUUUACAAAAAUUUGUCAAAUUCCAAAAUGCUGUUAAAGAAACAGAUGUAAAGGGGCUUCCUUUCAAUCCAAUGAUUGUUUUAACACAUUUCACAGAGUCAAUGUCAGAGAAGCAAUUUGUGGAUAAAGUUACAAAUGCUGUUCCAUUUGCAUUCUUGGAUAAUCCAAAAGAUCUUUCCAAAGAUUUGAAACCACAAGUUAUGGAAGCAUGCAAAAGAAUUUCAAGACAAUUCAAAGCAUGGGGUUUCUUUUAAAAUAUGUAAAUAAUUAAACUCUGUUCAACAUUGGUUUAAGGUAA